AUGGGUAUGGGUCAUCGUGAGCUCAGCUGAUAAUACUCUUUCAUUCUUUGUGCAGCCUGGGCAAUACCAGUUCCGUACUGGGAUCUCCUGGACAGCAGGCUUGAGGCAUGAGAAAUGGUACACAGCUAAACAUCCAUCACAAACGAGGCUGCACUUGCCAUCAGCUUCAGUGCCACACUCCUUGCAAUUAGAGACUUUAUAUGGGCAGGAGGCCUCCGUCUGCUCAAGCUUUGUGGAGCGAUCAGAUUCGCAAGGAAAUUGUGUGGUCGUAUGUGAGUCCAUGGAAUUCUUCUCUUCAGUACCAAGCCCACGGAGUUUCUGCAAAAGAAGCUCACAUUCAACAGACUAGACCAAGACUUGUAGAUCAUUUCAAGAAUGGCUAUGAUUCAAAAGUAGUGUUUCUGUGUGAGCUGAUCACUCCCAUAGUGAAACACUGUUUCUUGUUUCUAGAAUACACCUAAUGUUUUCGAUUCUGUAUCUCAGUUGGUCAGGGACCAUCAUGCACCGAAGAGGGUAGAGAGAAAUUCCCUUCCUAUCCCCCUCCACAAAACAACAGUGAGCAUGACUUGCCUGAUACUCACUAACGCCUGCUUCCAAGUGAUUUCCCAUCUGCACAUUUUUUAAACUAACAGCAUUAGUAGGUGUACAGGAAAUUUAAAUAAUAAUGCUAACAAGAAUGAGGAGGCAGAACUAAAACCCUAAACAACCGGGCGUAACUGCACUAAACUGACAUCCGCCAUAAAAGCAAUAUCAGCAUCUUCAACGAGAAUAGCAAAUUGCUUUAAUCAGACACAUAUCCAUAAGAAAAUAUUGAUUCUCUGAUGUCAACGCACUGGGCAAGCAACGUGAUAUUACUUGGAAAGUGCAUCAUUCUUACCUGCCUCUGACAAGAAGCUUGGGUGAUGUUUGAUAGGCUGGUGGAAAGAAGACUCAAUUCUUGCCCAAUCUUGCGGAUUCUUUCCCAUAUCUGUGUAGCAUUAUAGGCAUCAGGAGUCCAUUACGUCAAGUAGAGAGGAACGUUUAGUUCAGCAAAUUUCAGAAGAGAAAAGGCAUGACUCACCGGCUAAAAUAUUACAAAAAUCAAAUUUUAUGUCAAAAUAA
This is a messenger RNA of Spirodela intermedia, 1101 nucleotides long. Lineage: Eukaryota; Viridiplantae; Streptophyta; Magnoliopsida; Alismatales; Araceae. The record is from the annotation of a GenBank genome assembly.